Molecule: messenger RNA, 3896 nt
Organism: Exserohilum turcica Et28A
Lineage: Eukaryota; Fungi; Ascomycota; Dothideomycetes; Pleosporales; Pleosporaceae
Exons: 2
Coding region: 105-3896 (1263 amino acids)
Biological process (GO): protein import into nucleus; nuclear pore organization
Cellular component (GO): nuclear pore transmembrane ring
Molecular function (GO): structural constituent of nuclear pore
Source: RefSeq, a predicted model, not a curated record
AACCAGCACCUCAACUACGCAAACCAUACGGGCUAAUUGCUCACUCGCCGUCGCCCAUCUCGGCCCAUGAACACGAUAUAGCUGAAGCCUCGACUCCCGGUGCGAUGAACGGCACACCGCAGGUUCGGAGAGGCGUGGGCGGCUUCCCUUCAACACCACACAACAACGCCAACAGGUCUCCUGGCCCACAAAGCCCAGAGGCAUCAUCGCCGCGGCCGAAUAUACGCUCGCCGCUUCCCGACCUCCCAAAAGCUCCUCCGCAGCCGAGCUCAGGCCCCCUCAUACCCUCCGACAUCCUCGAUGCCGCCCAACAGCGCUUCUACGUCUUCGCAGUCUACGUCGCCUUGUGGGCAUACAGGACAUACGACUUCUACACAUUGGCACUUGAAGAUGACGAGUCAUUAUGGCUGUGUCUAAAAUGGUGCUUCUUCGAUGUGCUGUUCAUGUUCGGCGUGCCGCUGCUGGAGAUUCCCUGGCUGGAAUGGGGCAAUGGCGCCGCUUUUCUGCUCUUUGUAUUGCAUGCCGCCGUGGAUGUGAUGCUCAUGUUCAGAAUUGGCAUUCCCGUACAGGCUUGGCUCAUGGGCUUGGUUGGGUUCUUGUGGGAUAGCGAGCUGGCCAUCAGCGAGCGGAGCGUCAAACCGGGGGCCAUCCUACACAACGCCUCCCUGAUUCUCGGAAAGCAGAUUGUCAACAUUCUGCCUGAAGGAUCCGCCAUCCUGAACCCGGAAAGACAGUCUUUUUGCCUCAGCUCGACCAUCUCUCAACUUGAGAUACCCAUCAGGAUCAACCAGACCGAACCCCACGAGAUGGAACUACUGCGCAUCGACAUCGACACAAACGUUAAUGAAACCAUCAUAGUCAAGAAGAGCGAGUUGAAGGGCAUGAUGAAGAAAGCUAAGAAGGCAGUCAAGACUACCAAUCCGGACGAUCCUUUGACUCUGACUUACACCGUCAAGAAGCCAGGUGUUUAUCUUUUGAGAAAGGUCACAGAUCAGUCGAAACUCCAGGUGCGACCGCGCUCAACCAACGCUGUUGUGACCACUUGCCCGCAAGCCCGAGUCAAGCCGACUGGUAGCAAUCGAUGCCGGAGCGAUCUAUCAAAUGUUGCGCUGGAAGUCGAAGGCACACCCCCGCUCAGUGUCAAGUACCGCCUGACAGUAAACGGAAAGCCUCGAGGUGGAUCCCAGUUUCAGAACCUGCAGCCAGAGGAUGUCAUUUCGCCUUUGUCCAGACAUACGUCACAAGCGCUGGUGAAGAACGGACGCGAGGAUAUUUCCUGGGCACGUUCGCAAAAGGUCACGGUACCAUUGAAUGAAACUCUUACCAACAGCGGUUCAUGGGAAUAUGAGAUCGAAGAAGUACAGGACGGAUUGGGCAAUUUUGUCAGCUACAUCAAUGUCGACGAUGAGGAUCGGCCGAAGCCCAAGGUUGCAGGCAUUCGUCAGAUGUUUGAGGUUCACGAGCGACCCACAGCCUUCCUCAAGGGCUGCAGCCCGCAGAAUCCUCUUCGCGUACCCAAGGGCAAUGCCGCCCGUCUACCGGUCCACUACGCAUCCACUGGGAAGAAUCCGCUUGACUCUGUGCACACAGUUGAAUAUCUUUUCACGCCCCAAGAAAAUAUCGUUGCAGAUGGCUACCAUAGCCCAGAUGCCAUCUUGCAGAAGCAGGUCAUGCGAAAGGGAGAACAACCCACCAUUUCAGCGGCAGGUCUUUAUACGAUCAAGUCUGUCUCGUCCGAGUUCUGUGAUGGCGAGGUUUUCGAGCCCACUUCGUGUCUGCUUCAGAACCCGCCUGAGCCGGAUAUGACUUUGGACAGCGAAGACAUCAUCGACAAGUGCGCUGGCAAUCCGAUUGGUCUACGUGUGGGUCUCGAUUUUGUGGGAAGCCCGCCUUUCACGCUCACCUACUACGAAAAGAAAGACAACGGAAGAGAAGUUAGAAAGUCUCCGCUACAGAUUGCCAGUCUUCGCAGCACAAUUGACCUCACCCCACAAGACGCUGGUCAUUACGAGUACAUCUUCAAGACUAUCAGCGACUCUGUUUACCCUGAAAGGCAGCUCAACAACAUUAGACUUCAGCAGGAUGUGAAGCCGUCGGCACAGGCGCACUUCAUUGAGAGUAGGAGGCCCAAGCAGGCUUGUAUCGACGAUGUGGUGGAGUUUGACGUUGGCUUUGUUGGCGAGGCCCCAUGGAAAUUGGAAUAUGAGAUUGUCCACAACGGCAAACGCACAAGGCGUUCGAUUGAAACUGAAGACGCUCACUACACCAUCCGAACCGACAAGCUCAGCAGUGGUGGGGAAUACGUUGUGGCUUUGACUAGCGUUACCGAUAAAGCCAGGUGCAAAGAAGUCCUCAAGGAGGAAGCCAGAGUCAACGUACGACAUGAACGGCCCAAGGCUUACUUUGGCCAUAUCGAAGGCAAGCAGUCAGUACUGGCAUUGGAAAGCCGACAGGUUGGACUGCCACUUCGCUUUACUGGAAACGGUCCCUGGACGCUCAAGUAUGAGAAUUUGAAGACCAGAGAAGUCAAGAGAGAGUCUUUCCAGAACCCCAACUCGUGGCUCGAUGUCACGGCCGACGGCACAUAUCAAUUGCUGUCGGUCAAGGACUCCAUCUGUCCAGGUCUGAUUGACGAGAAGGCCGAUCAAUUCGAUGUUUCUUGGGUGGCCCGCCCCUUGCUCACUGUUCCCGAGAAGACGGCCGUUCUUGAUGGAAGCAAGUAUAUCAAGGAGCCCGUGUGUGAAGGUGAUGAGGAUGCAUUCGAAGUUGCUUUGACUGGUAACCCUCCUUUCGAUGUAUCUUAUCGACAGGAGUACAAGGAUAAGAAGGGCAAGACAGCAUCCGUCAGUGAAAAGGAUAUCCACACUGCUGGCGGCUUUGCUUCGAUACGAUCCGAGACUUCAAAGGCUGGUACUUACGAGUACACGUUCAUGAAGCUUGCCGAUUCCCGUUACGACCACUCGAAGAAGCACUUCUCGCCCAUUACUAUCCAGCAAACAGUGCACUCAAGGCCGAGCGCCCGCUUCGACAAGCCCGGAAAGACGUACAGUUAUUGCUCGCGAGAGUCCGAGGGAGAGGAGGUGAUUCCCAUUACCCUGGAGGGUGUCGCGCCUUUCUACCUGGAAGUCGAGAUCAAGCACCAGGGUACGCCCAAGCCGGAGAUUAGCAUUCACAAGCACAUACCCACGAACAAGUACGACCUCAAGAUUGAGCACCGCAAGAUGCACCUCGGCCACUCGUCCAUCUCGAUCCGCAAGGUGCGCGACUCGCGUGGAUGUACGCUCAAGCCCCCAGCAGGCGGCCCUCGAGUCCAGAUCAGCGUACACGACGCUCCGACCGCCACGCCUCUGGAAGACCGCCAGGAUUUCUGUGUCGGAGAGCGCCUUUCGUUCGCGCUCAGCGGCCAAUCCCCCUUUACCGUCUACUACACCUUCGAGAAGCAAGAGCGCAAAGCCUCAAACCCAGGCACCACCUUCCGGCGUCUGGCCGAGCUGCCGGGCACCUUCACCAUCACGGGGCUCCGCGACUCGGCCUCGGAAUGCGUCGCCACGCUCGCCCUCACAAAAACCAUCCACCCCAUCCCCUCGGUGCGCCUCUCGGGCGGCCAAGUCUCCGAAGUCGACAUCCACGAGGGCGGCGGCACCGAUCUGGAAUUCCAGUUCUGGGGCACCCCGCCCUUUGAAUUCACAUAUACCCGCAGCACAAACGCUAAUAAAGGCCGCAAGAGUAAGGUCUUGGAAAUCAGGACAGAGGUUAGUCAUGAGAUGAGCAUGAGUAUUCCUGUCCAGGAAGAAGGCACGUAUGAGGUGGUCUCGAUUAAGGAUCGUUGGUGCAGUUUUGCGAGACCCGGUGAGGGCGUUGAUGCCAAGGGCGCGCAGAAAAUGUUGGCGUAUUGA